CUGCAUUAAUAAUACAUCAGUCAUGAUGUUCAGGAAAGGAAGCUUUGAAAUUGCCUCAACUGUCUACCCCGUCGCCAUAAAGUAUGACCCUCGGUUUGGGGAAGCCUUCUGGAACAGCAGUAAGUUUGGGAUGGUGAAUUAUCUGCUCAGGAUGAUGAGUAGCUGGGCCAUCGUCUGCAGCGUGUGGUACCUGCCUCCGAUGAGCCGUCAGGAAGGUGAGGAUGCAGUGCAGUUUGCUAACAGAGUAAAGGCAGCCAUUGCCAGACAGGGUGGUCUGGUGGACCUGCUGUG
Molecule: messenger RNA, 291 nt
Organism: Sinocyclocheilus grahami
Lineage: Eukaryota; Metazoa; Chordata; Actinopteri; Cypriniformes; Cyprinidae
Product: glycerol-3-phosphate acyltransferase 4-like
Exons: 3
Biological process (GO): triglyceride biosynthetic process
Cellular component (GO): endoplasmic reticulum
Molecular function (GO): glycerol-3-phosphate O-acyltransferase activity
Source: RefSeq, a predicted model, not a curated record